Molecule: messenger RNA, 2944 nt
Organism: Cadophora gregata
Lineage: Eukaryota; Fungi; Ascomycota; Leotiomycetes; Helotiales; Ploettnerulaceae
Exons: 2
Coding region: 411-1796 (461 amino acids)
Source: RefSeq, a predicted model, not a curated record
GGCAGACAGGACAGCUUGGUGAGGGGAGGGGAAGGAAGGCUGAGAGAUGAUAGAUAGAUGGCUUCUUGUUUUUGAAAUAACAGCAACACCAGACCAGACCAUACCAGACCAGACCUUUGUUUUUGUUUUGGUGCACAUCUCCUGACGGCAGCAUUGUGAACUGAACUGAACUGAAGCGAUACAACAUCGUUAUAAAGCGAAAGCGUAUUCAAGCUCAACUUAAAAAUCACCUCAGCUUCGCAUCAAUAGCUGCAAUAUUCCAUUCCUGGACCUCAUCCCCUCUCCGUCUUCGUCCAGCGCUUCGCUCCCGUCUCGCAAGGAACAGCCGCACGUCAAGAAACGCCAGACCAACAGGUCAUCCUGUCUCCUAUCACCUCAAUCUAUCUACAAAUAGCAACACCCGAAACACCAUGGCACCAGAUCUCAACUCUGUGCCUCCCUCGCCGCGCCCUCUAGCUUCCUCUCCCCGUCUCACAUCCACAACAUCCAGUCGACGAACGUCGCAGCAGCUCCAGAUGGCUCCUCCUCCUCCACCGUCGUCGACUUCACAAUCACAUAUAGCCUCCUCCACGUCCACCACGACAUCCUCAUCCCAAACCCAAAUUCAACCUCCAACCUCACAACACACAUCUCCUCCAGCGAAUGCCAACGCCGCGGCGUUGAAUAUCCUCCCCUCAAAUCAGAGCGCUGUCAAUCAGGGACAGACAAUGACGACGAUGGCGUCGGGGAUGACGAGUACGGGUGUGUUGGGGGGUGAUAAUACGGGCGUGGGAACUGGACCUGGGCCAUUGAGACAUCCUAGGCCUUUGACGGCGGCGGAUUUGCAUUUACAGUUGGAGAAGGAGCAGGAAGCUGUUGUCAACCGUCUUACCCGCGAACUCUCCAUGCUCCGCGCCGCCCAAAACGCCUCGGUCGUAUCAAACACAUCCUCCACCUCCGCCGGUCUUCCAGACACCUACGACCACAACGCAAACCACCUCCUCAGCGGGCCAUCUCACCCCACUCCCUCCCAGAGACGACACCACCGCUCCUCCUCAGCGACAUCCUCACGCAGCGCCUCCGCCCUAGCAUCCUUAUCUUCCAUCCCUUCUACAACCGCAGAUCGAACCCGCGGCCCCUCAAAUCCCUCCCAAUCAACACAAGCCAUCUCCCUCAGUCGCCAGAAUUCAACUACCGGUCCUGGUCCAGGCACAGCACGAAGCGGAACUUCCUCUCCUCUCCCAACACCAGGCUCAGGAUCCUACCAAUCUCUAGCAGGCGAGUCCUUCCCAUCAUACUACACCUCCCGACCAAUCCCACACCGAGAUCCUAGUUCAAGCAGUCUAGCUAUGAGCGGAGGAGGUGGUGGAGGAGCAGAAAUGCAUCGCGCCGAUAGUAUAACUAGUGUUCAGACUACGGGGCGGUAUGAGGAAGCUGCGUUUCAUCGGCAUGAGCUGGAGGCUGUGAAGAGGGAGAAUGAGGUGUUGAAGAGGAGGAUUAGGGAGUUGGAGAGGGCGGUGAGGGUGAGGAGGAGGGAGAUGGGGGAGAGGAGGGAGAGUGAUGUUGAUGGUGGGGGAAUGGGUGGAGGGGGAGGAGAAGACGCGAGGUUGAGGAGUGAGAGUGUUAGUACGACGGCUAGUGUUAGGGAUGGUGGGGUUGGAGGCGGAGGAGGUGGUGGUGCUGGAGGUGGAGGCGUGAGUCUUGCCGGUGUUAGGGGGAGGGAGAGUGCGAAGCAGGAGGAGGAGAAUGAGAAUAAGAAUGAGAAUGAGGAGAGGGAAGUGCAGGUUGGUGAGAGUGCUAGGAGUGCGGGUUUGUAGGAGAGAUGGAAUAUUAGGGCUUCACGUAUGCUCUCUCUAUUUCCUUACUUGGGAUAUCAAAAGGCAAACGGCAAAGAUCGAAGAACGAAGGAAAAGAUCGUGUUCAUAGUUACAGCUACCGGUGAAAGCACGAGACGAGACGAGAUGAGAUGAGACGAGACGACUUUAUGAUAAGAUACGAUACACUUCCUUACCAGGCGUUCCCCUCUGGAACUUGUUCUUGGGUUUAGGUUGGCACACCUCUGGAAAACGAGGAAAUGGCAAAUAGCAAAUGGCAAAUAGCAGGCAGGAGAUCUUUCUUUUCUCCGGUUUGAAACUUCGCUUUCCCUUUCCCUUUCCAUUUCCAAUCUGUCGCUGUGUCUGCAGGCUUUCUCUCCUCGCAAAUUAGACAAUGCAUUUAGAACAUAGUCACGAACGAAAGAAAAUUGGGUUGAAUAUCUUGAUGUUUUGGGACUUGAGAUGGGUUUGGUGUUUUGUGAUUAUGAUUGUGAUUGUGAUUGUGAUUGUGAUUGUGAUUGUGAGUUGGGAUUUGGGAUUUGUGGUUGUGAGUUGGGAUUUGUAAAUCCGGUUUGUUGAAUGAAAUACAGUGGAAGAAAGGAGAGGAGAGGAGAGGAGAGAAGAGAAAGUCAUUUUAUUACACCCCAGCUGGGGUUGACACUCAUCUUUAUAUAUAGAUUCAGACACAUUCUUCCAAUCUUCCAGUCUUCUUUACAAAAUCCAAAGUUUCAAAUUACUAACCAAGUUAGGAACAAGUACCUUCUCAUAUGGAAAAAACGGACUUGACAAUUUUAAAAGUUGGUCAGCCAGUGAGCUACACCCCUCUCUCUCUCUCUCGUUUGGUAUCUCACGUUAGACCUUACUUACCAUCAGAUUUGAAAGUUGCAAGAGCGGCUGGCUAUAAGAAAUUGAAGAAAAAAAAGCAAAGGAAAGCAAGGUAAGGUAAGGUAGGUGAUGAGUGAGUAGUGUUAUUUGCCUGUUUCAAGGAGAAAAAACAUCAACUACGCAGUACAGUACCUGAGAAAUAGGCGAGAUCUCGCUCCCUUUGGUUCCAACAUUACAUUGAAGCUGGCUUGGCUGGCGUUCUUUAAGGAGCUUACUCCCUCCCUCCCGUGACCCGUGGUGACAUCCUCGCCUGCCACCUCAGCAGU